AAAGUUGAGCGAUCAGUCUCCGAAGAGAUUUCCAUCCAGGGAUCUUGUUGUGCUUCAAGCUGAAGCGAAUCCAAUAGGAUUUUUGUAUCGUGCGUGGAUGCUGUUUAUAAGCUAAACAUUGAAAACAAAGCAAAGUUUGUUGUUCAUGCUAGGUUUUGAGCCGUUUAAUACACGAUCCUGCAAAUAGUGUGUGCUUUCGCAGUUAUUCGAAACCAUAUGCUGAAACAUGCGUUGAUGUGAAUCAUCCAGAACGAAAUCAACUGAAAUAGGAUACAUCCUAAAACCGGUCUAUAGUUAUCCAGAGUGCGGGCUCGUAAAAAAAACAGCAGCCAUGAAAUCUCCCUUGCCUGUCCCAGAAAUUUUUGAAGAAGACUUUUCGUUCAAACAGCCUCGAGGAAAUCAUGAUUCCUUUCAUAUGCGUCGGCCACCGAAGAUACAGCAUCCGUACAAUCGCAGCCUUAACGCAUCCGUAGCGAACGCAAUCUCGUUCCGAUUGAACGAUAGCCGGGCCGAAUUAAGCUCAUUGUACAAUCGUUCUCGUCCGGAGACCUACUACGAACAAUGCUUCGAGCAGCUGAAAAAGGUGGGCGAGGGAUCGUUCGGGGAAGUGUUCAAAGUACGUAGCCGUACCGACGGUCGCCUGUAUGCCGUGAAAAAAUCGAAAACCUACUUCCGCAGCUCGUAUUGCCGCAGCAACUGCUUGGAAGAGGUACGACAGUACGAGCAAUUUUCCGAUCACGAAAACUGUGUGAAACUCUACCAAGCCUGGGAACAGGACGAUCGGUUGUACAUGCAAAUGGAGCUGUGCCGGGAAAACCUGGAGGUGUAUGCACGCGAACAGCAGCAGCUUUCCGACGAACGAAUAUGGUCGAUACUGUUGGAUCUACUACUGGCCCUAAAAAGCCUACACGAUCGCAACCUAAUUCAUCUAGACAUAAAGCUGGACAACAUUCUCGUCACGGACGAUGGAACGUGUAAGUUGGCCGAUUUUGGGCUCGUUUUCGACCUCACCAAAGGCAAAACGGAGGACGCUAUGGAAGGUGAUUCACGCUAUCUGGCACCGGAGUUGAUGGCCGGUCGGUACACGAAGGCGGCCGAUAUAUUCAGCUUAGGAAUCGCGACGCUCGAGCUAACGUGCAACCUAGAAUUGCCCCGGAAUGGACGCAUGUGGCAGCGACUGCGCAGUGGACAACCGUUGCCGGAGAAUCUGGCGCGGAAAAUCUCGCCAUCGUUGAGGGAGAUUAUUGUUCGCAUGAUGAAGCCACUGCCGGAGGACCGACCAACGGUGGAUGCGCUGCUGAAUCAUCCGAUAAUCCGGAAGUUGCACCAGUCAAGAAAACGAAGAUCGUACUUUCGCCGCAAGCUGUCUUCUCUUUGGCGAUUUGUGGUUACCGCCGUCAUGUGGUUUGCGGCUUGCCUACGCCUGCAGCAUCGAAAGUUUCCCGCGGACAAGACGGAAACCGUUGCCGAACACAGCGUGAAAGAGCAGAGCAUGCGGACCAAUCAUGAAGCGAGUAGCUGUUGUGGGAGCGCAAUGAAUAUUUCCAACGCGUCAAGUGGACACCGAAAUGGAGUAUCUUUUGGAGUGUCGCGGUCUUUCCAGGAUCACGUCUCUAGUUUGCUGGCAGAGGAUGACAUGUUCGAUGAUUUGUCCUCGUUCGAAAGCAGUCCUUGCAGUGGGAAUACUCGGAAUAUCCGUGCUCACUUCUUACGCGAAAGUUUCCAGGACGACUCCUCUGACAAUGAUAAGAACAGCGUGGAAGUAACGCCGACAUUGAACAACUCCAUCCCCGUUCACACUCCGACGAUCCGUAUUGUCAACUCAACCCCGCUGAAUCAUCAUCAUCUACAGCAUCAUCUGCAAAACGGUCAGCUGCCGUUGCAGCAUAGUCGAAAUGAUUCUCGGCACUCGAGUAGAGUUUUAUGGUCGCCUUCGCGGCUCCUGUGUUUCGACGAAGACUUCGAUGUUCCAUCGGCAUCGGAUAAUGGUCCAUCGCGUCGAGUCCAUUCAACACCGUGUCAAGUUCCUCGGCUAAAUGAUAGCGACAGUGAUAUUCGUCCCCUUGGGCCUUCCCCGCCAAACCUUAACGCAUCCAUAUGCGGCGAUGCAUCCAAUGACCUCCUAUCACCGUCCGCCACGGUGCGCGAACUGUCCAUCUCCAGUACACCAAACUGUUCCUUACUCCGUAGUGCCGGUGCCUCGGCCUGUGAUACUCCAUCCACCGGCUUUUCGUCUUUUUUAAUAAAGAAAAAGUUGUGUUUCAAUGAGGACGACGAUUCAGAAUGAUACAAUAGGUCCUCGCAAUUGGCACUGAAAAUGAUUGCCUAUAACGCAAAGAAGAAGUUGUACCCGUAUACAACGAUAUUUUUUCGGCGGAAGUUCAAAGAGCAUUAGAUCUCAAAUGCUAAACAUACUAGUAGUCCCGCAAUGCAGUUUAAACAGGAUUUAAUCAAAUCAAAGAGUCAAGAAAAAGCUGUGUUUAAACGAAAAAGCAAGGAAGAGUAGUAUUUAGUGUAUCGCACAUCGCGAACAUGUUUUGCGACCAAUAGGGUAUGGGAUUGGGACAACGCAGAAAACAUAAUUUAAAAUUCGUUGCCGUUACACGCAAGCAGUAGGAAUAGAGAUGAAGCAGCAGGGUUUAUUUAACAAGUAUUGUGAUAAUUUUCUACCACGUAGUUUCUGUUCUCUAUUUACAAAUCCUUCUGCCUUCCUUCGCGGAAAAUGGACACGGUUGAAGUUGCUAGUUUUUCACUCACGCUAAAGAUAUGGUCUCAAAGCAAGGUGUGUGAUUAGUGUAGAAAAAAAACAUAUUUCCAGAUAAUAACGUCAACUGUUUUUGCACACCGUUAUGUAGAUAACGGUCUUUACAUUUCUAACGAUAUUUAAGAAAAGAUAGCAGAACCCUUUACAAAGUGUGUACCCAACUUCUAGUGAAGCUAGAGAAUAACCUCGAUGAACAAACUUUUGAAGUAACACCGUUUCGUUAGCAGAUAGUUUUAGUCUACUAAACUAUGGUUAACAAAUGCCACCAUGAUCCUUUUCGAAAGAGGAUCCUCAUCUGCUGUUGAACUUUACAAUAGUAAAUAAUGUAUUAAUAAUUGGCAAAUGGAAGAAGGUAUAUCAGUGGAUAUCAUCAUAUAGUCACAAAUAAAUAUGUUUCAUGUAUUUUCUAUA
Molecule: messenger RNA, 3175 nt
Organism: Anopheles coustani
Lineage: Eukaryota; Metazoa; Arthropoda; Insecta; Diptera; Culicidae
Product: membrane-associated tyrosine- and threonine-specific cdc2-inhibitory kinase
Exons: 4
Coding region: 332-2287 (651 amino acids)
Biological process (GO): protein phosphorylation
Molecular function (GO): ATP binding; protein kinase activity
Source: RefSeq, a predicted model, not a curated record